This is a messenger RNA of Cotesia congregata, 231 nucleotides long. NCBI's taxonomy places the organism in Eukaryota, Metazoa, Arthropoda, Insecta, Hymenoptera, Braconidae. The record is from the annotation of a GenBank genome assembly.
AUGGCGUCGGUUUUAUCUUGCUGGUUGUUGCUGUCCUGUGAGUGCAAUCAAAUCCCGCCUGCUGCGUCGUUACAACAGCAUCUUGGUAGUCCUGAAGAAGUUGUCACUGAUGAUGAUGCUGGUGAUGAAAAGCUUCGAGCUUUUCAUGCUCACGUUGGAGAUACCGCGUAUCCUGUAGAGGUGGCUCAAAUCGGUGAUUCUAAAAGUUUCGCUGGUGAGCUUUCAAUGUAA